CGGCGGCGGCGGCGGAGCCAACCGCUCGGGUUCCGAUGAGUAACUCCAGGAAUAACCGGGUGAUGGUGGAAGGGGUCGGGGCCCGAGUGGUGCGCGGCCCGGACUGGAAGUGGGGGAAGCAGGACGGCGGCGAGGGCCAUGUGGGCACGGUCCGGAGCUUCGAGAGCCCCGAGGAGGUGGUGGUGGUGUGGGACAACGGCACCGCCGCCAACUACCGCUGCUCCGGGGCCUACGACCUGCGUAUCCUGGACAGCGCGCCCACGGGCAUCAAGCAUGAUGGAACCAUGUGUGAUACCUGCCGCCAGCAACCAAUCAUUGGCAUUCGAUGGAAAUGUGCGGAGUGUACAAAUUAUGAUUUGUGCACAGUUUGUUAUCAUGGAGAUAAACAUCAUUUAAGGCAUCGCUUUUAUAGAAUUACUACACCAGGAAGUGAGCGGGUUCUGUUAGAGUCCCGUAGAAAAUCUAAGAAGAUUACAGCCAGAGGGAUCUUUGCAGGUGCCAGAGUGGUACGAGGAGUGGACUGGCAGUGGGAAGAUCAGGAUGGAGGAAAUGGACGUAGGGGAAAGGUAACAGAAAUCCAAGACUGGAGUGCAUCAAGCCCACAUAGCGCGGCCUACGUUCUCUGGGACAAUGGUGCUAAGAACCUUUACAGAGUUGGCUUUGAGGGCAUGUCUGACCUGAAGUGUGUCCAGGAUGCCAAAGGAGGUUCUUUCUACAGAGAUCAUUGUCCUGUGCUAGGUGAGCAGAAUGGCAACAGGAAUCCUGGUGGAUUGCAGAUUGGUGACCUGGUCAAUAUAGAUCUUGACCUAGAAAUUGUACAGUCUUUGCAGCAUGGUCAUGGAGGAUGGACUGAUGGCAUGUUUGAGACUUUAACUACAACUGGAACUGUUUGUGGCAUUGAUGAAGAUCAUGACAUUGUAGUACAGUAUCCAAGUGGCAAUAGGUGGACCUUCAAUCCUGCUGUUCUCACUAAAGCGAACAUUGUCCGAAGUGGGGAUGCUGCUCAGGGCGCAGAAGGAGGCCCCUCACAGUUCCAAGUGGGUGAUCUUGUACAAGUUUGUUAUGACCUGGAAAGAAUUAAACUUCUACAGAGAGGACAUGGAGAAUGGGCUGAAGCUAUGCUCCCAACUUUAGGUAAAGUUGGCCGAGUACAACAAAUUUAUUCAGACAGUGAUUUAAAGGUGGAAGUCUGUGGAACAUCUUGGACGUAUAAUCCAGCAGCAGUUUCCAAGGUGGCAUCUGCAGGAUCAGCCAUUAGCAAUGCAUCUGGUGAAAGACUCUCCCAACUCUUGAAGAAAUUAUUUGAAACCCAAGAAUCUGGUGACCUCAAUGAAGAAUUAGUUAAGGCUGCUGCCAAUGGAGAUGUUGCUAAAGUGGAAGAUUUGCUAAAAAGACCAGAUGUGGAUGUGAAUGGACAGUGUGCUGGUCACACAGCCAUGCAAGCUGCUAGUCAGAAUGGACAUGUUGACAUUUUGAAGUUACUUUUGAAGCAAAAUGUGGAUGUAGAAGCAGAGGAUAAAGAUGGAGAUAGAGCCGUUCACCAUGCAGCUUUUGGAGAUGAAGGUGCUGUUAUAGAAGUUCUGCACCGAGGCAGUGCUGAUCUGAAUGCACGAAACAAGCGCCGGCAGACACCACUUCAUAUUGCUGUCAAUAAAGGUCACCUUCAAGUGGUGAAGACUUUAUUGGACUUUGGCUGUCACCCCAGUCUUCAGGAUUCUGAAGGUGAUACCCCUCUUCAUGAUGCAAUAAGUAAGAAACGUGAUGAUAUCCUGGCAGUUCUUCUGGAAGCUGGAGCAGAUGUUACCAUUACAAAUAAUAAUGGAUUUAAUGCUCUACACCAUGCUGCACUAAGAGGAAAUCCCAGUGCAAUGCGUGUUUUACUGUCGAAAUUACCAAGACCGUGGAUUGUGGAUGAGAAGAAAGAUGAUGGUUAUACAGCUUUGCAUCUGGCUGCCCUUAAUAAUCAUGUAGAAGUGGCUGAACUGUUGGUACAUCAGGGUAACGCAAACCUGGAUAUCCAGAAUGUGAACCAGCAGACUGCCCUACACCUUGCUGUGGAGCGACAGCACACCCAGAUUGUGAGGCUUUUGGUCCGUGCAGGUGCCAAAUUAGAUAUUCAGGAUAAGGAUGGGGAUACUCCUUUGCAUGAAGCUCUGAGGCAUCACACUUUGUCUCAGCUACGUCAACUUCAAGAUAUGCAAGAUGUGGGGAAGGUCGAUGCUGCCUGGGAGCCAUCCAAAAACACCUUAAUAAUGGGACUUGGUACCCAGGGAGCCGAGAAGAAGAGUGCAGCAUCUAUUGCCUGUUUCUUGGCUGCUAAUGGUGCUGACCUUAGCAUUCGAAAUAAGAAGGGUCAGUCGCCACUUGAUCUUUGUCCUGAUCCCAGUCUCUGCAAGGCACUGGCAAAGUGUCAUAAAGAAAAAGUCAGUGGUCAGGUGGGUUCUCGAAGUCCUUCUAUGAUUAGUAAUGAUUCUGAAACCUUAGAAGAGUGUAUGGUGUGCUCAGAUAUGAAGAGAGAUACUCUUUUUGGCCCAUGUGGACAUAUUGCUACCUGUUCUUUGUGUUCUCCACGAGUCAAGAAAUGCCUCAUCUGUAAAGAACAAGUUCAAUCCAGGACAAAGAUAGAAGAAUGUGUGGUAUGCUCUGACAAGAAAGCAGCUGUUCUUUUUCAGCCGUGCGGACACAUGUGUGCUUGUGAGAACUGUGCUAAUCUGAUGAAAAAGUGUGUGCAGUGUCGGGCAGUAGUUGAACGAAGAGUGCCUUUCAUCAUGUGUUGUGGAGGGAAAAGUUCAGAGGAUGCCACUGAUGAUAUUUCAAGUGGGAAUAUUCCGGUGUUACAAAAGGAUAAGGAUAACACCAACGUCAAUGCAGAUGUGCAGAAGCUGCAGCAGCAGUUACAGGACAUUAAAGAGCAGACAAUGUGCCCUGUGUGUUUGGAUCGUCUGAAGAAUAUGAUUUUCCUUUGUGGCCAUGGAACGUGCCAGCUCUGUGGAGACAGAAUGAGUGAAUGUCCUAUUUGUCGAAAGGCUAUUGAACGAAGGAUUCUUUUGUAUUAACUUAAAAACUCAGUGUGUUUUGUUAGCUAAAGUAUUUGGUCAUGAGAUCUUAGUGAGCUAGUUGGAGGUUCUAAUGAGCUAAUUUUUAAUAUCAUACUUUCUUUACUAGAGUGUAAUUAGACUGUAAAUGUACCAGAACAACAACAACAAAAACUCUACAAAACAGUGUUUGAAGCUGUGCUUUUUGUUUUUUUGGUUUUUUCCUUUCAAUUUGAAACAUCAAAUCCAUGUAAUUCAUAGAUGAUUUACCUUUGACUUCUAAGGGGGAAAAUCCUUUAAGGAUCUCCUGUAUUUUUGUUUUUAUUGCAUUUUCUCUUAUAGUUUAUAAAUUUGUUAGACCUCAAAGAUAUACUUCCUUAUGAUCAGCUCUCUUUCAAUUUAUCAUGAUUUUACACAGUGAGCUGAUACAGGUACUCAGAAAAGUCAUGCAUCAAAUGAAAGGGGGAAGUCAAACCAUUAUGUCAUGUAUGUUAAAUGAUAAAAUUAUAGUACAAGUUCUGCAUGGUUA
Molecule: messenger RNA, 3564 nt
Organism: Kogia breviceps (pygmy sperm whale)
Lineage: Eukaryota; Metazoa; Chordata; Mammalia; Artiodactyla; Physeteridae
Gene: MIB1
Product: MIB E3 ubiquitin protein ligase 1
Biological process (GO): endocytosis; Notch signaling pathway; protein ubiquitination
Cellular component (GO): cytoplasm
Molecular function (GO): ubiquitin-protein transferase activity; protein binding; zinc ion binding
Source: RefSeq, a predicted model, not a curated record